CUAGACAUAACUACAAAUACUGAUGACUUAACAAAAGUAGAUCGAACUUCACGAAGUACUUUAGGAUCCAGACGACAUCUAAAAGUGGAUGAUGCCAAUCAAGUUGCAAAAUAUUUCCUUGGUGGAGGGCCAUUAAAAGGUCACUCGCACUUUGUAAGGGCAUCGAAUUGUGAUUCAAACAAUGAUGAAAAUAAUGUGGUUGGGAUGAGCAAUCCAACGGAUGAGAAUGACGCAGUUUUGUCUGAGAAUGAAGAAAAUGCUAAUGCAAAUUCAUCUGAUUCUAUUGUUGAUGCUCCACAUAUUCCUGGAUUAUAUUCUGCGCCAGGAACUGCACCUAUAGUCCAACCAUUUUCUUUAUUGCAUCCACCUUUAAAUACGUUACCUCCAGUCAUUCCACAUAUUCCUGUUAGGGGCAGUUUAUUACAUUCACUUGUACAUGGUCUACUUCAGGCACACUCACAGAUACAUCAAGCAUUUUCACCAACUUUACCAUUACAUCACCUUGCAGAUACACCACUUGUUGGAAGUCCAAAACCAUUGUUACAUCAUCGUAAGGCUAAAGUGAAUUUUGUGAAUGACUUAGCAUAUUCACAUGGACAAUAUAUACCUCUAUUAGGAGCAUCUCCUACAAGAUUCAAUAGUAAAAGUCCAGUAACACACAUGAUUCACCCUGAUUAUAUUCCACAUCUUCAACCUACUGGAUACAUUUUAAAAUAUGUACCUCAUAGUAGAGAAUCACUGUCCCCAGUUGUUGGUUCACCACAACAAUCUUCUGACUGUAUAAAUGAUAAUUCGGACACAGAACAAAACUUAGGUUCUGUUGAUAAUGAAGAUGACACAGAUGUAACUCAGUAG
Molecule: messenger RNA, 855 nt
Organism: Dufourea novaeangliae
Lineage: Eukaryota; Metazoa; Arthropoda; Insecta; Hymenoptera; Halictidae
Exons: 4
Source: RefSeq, a predicted model, not a curated record